AUGGCGCUUGACCAGCAGCGCAAUUGGACCAUCUCCAUGGCCGAAAGCCUGCAGGCCGUCAAAGACAAGUCGGCCGCCGCCAAAGCACAACCACCCGGUCCAUCCUCAGACUUUCCCGUCCGCGACGACGACCCCAAAUCUCACAACUACCACACGAUCGAACCAGCAUACCUUCCUGACGAGCUUGUCCUCGAAAUCCUCGAAUAUGUCGCCGUAGUACCCGAAGCACAGAAGUCCCUAUACACAUGCUGUCUCCUGUCGCGACAAUGGCACCGCGCCGCCCUGCCAUACCUCUACGCAUACCCAAAGAUCUACGGCAAGAACUACGAUCCUUUCUAUCGCACCAUGUGCCCCUCCAUAAACCUUCGUAUCAAAGAGAGCCCACUAGCUGGUCUCGUCAAAGUCUUGAAUCUUGGCAUGCUGGUCCACCACAGCAGCAGAAGUGUCACAGCAAGAGUCUUGCGGAGAACAGAAGCAAGCCUGGAAGAGUUCGUUGCACCCCAGGCCUCAUUCGCCAUCAACAGCUAUGCAGCCCUGUCAAAAUCGCACAACCUGCGCAGUCUCGACCUCUCACUCGUGUCUGAGGCCCAACCCUUGGACAUGCUCUUCAAGUCGCUUAGAUCGCUGCAUCACCUCGAACGCCUACGCUUCCCACGCUCUUCUGGCUUUGGCGCGAAUGCCGUGGAUCCCGACUCAAUCGUCUGGCCUCAGGCUCUGAAGGAUCUCCACAUCAGCGGUGGUAUCGAUGCAAACUUCCUCUACGGCAUCGUCCACUUCCCUCCCGCUCUGGAACGUUUGACCAUCGAACACUGUCCGCAAGCAAAGUCUCAUGCUAUUCGCCAGCUUCUCUCGACCCUUUCUCGUGCGCAUCUACCUCUCAAAGCACUAUCACUAUCACACCUACCACGCCUGGGCAUAAGCUCUUUGGACCCUGUGCUCGGCCUAUUUCCCAAUCUUGAAGAACUCAGCGUCAGUGUCGACUACAUAACGCCUGCCAUCUUCAAUCCCGAUUUUCAAGAGUGGCACUCCCACGAUACACCAAACUUUACCGACCACAAGCUGCGCAUGCUCACCUUCACAAAUUCAGGAAACCCAGGUGUCGACGACAAAUUUUCUCCCAUCGAUGUCCUCUUGACACUAGAUGAGGGAUCAUUCCCAAAUCUGCGCCAGGUCAAGAUUGCAAAGAGCUUGGGAUGGGAU
Molecule: messenger RNA, 1200 nt
Organism: Aureobasidium melanogenum CBS 110374
Lineage: Eukaryota; Fungi; Ascomycota; Dothideomycetes; Dothideales; Saccotheciaceae
Exons: 1
Molecular function (GO): protein binding
Source: RefSeq, a predicted model, not a curated record